AGUUAGCAACGACUACAGUGGCUACCGUCAUUAAACCUUUAGAUACUGUAAAGGACAGGAGUUAAAUUUGUAAGAGGAAAGAGGAACUUUAAGUGGAAGAUGUUCAAGAAUACAUAUCAAUCGGGCUUUCUUUCAAUUCUCUAUUCAAUAGGACAGAAACCACUACAAAUUUGGGAGAGGAAGGUACGAAAUGGACAUAUUAAAAGAAUUACAGACCAGGAUAUUCAAUCUCUAGUUUUAGACAUUGUUGGAACAAACGUUAGUACAACUUACAUCACUUGUCCGGCUGACAAUAAAAAGACGCUUGGUAUAAAACUGCCUUUUCUAGUGAUGAUAAUCAAGAACCUAAAAAAGUACUUUACCUUUGAAGUUCAGGUGCUAGACGAUAAGAAUGUUAGACGACGAUUCAGGGCCAGUAAUUAUCAAAGUACUACCCGAGUAAAACCAUUCAUUUGCACUAUGCCAAUGAGAUUGGAUGACGGAUGGAAUCAAAUUCAAUUUAAUCUAUCAGAUUUUACCAGAAGGGCUUACGGAACGAACUACAUAGAGACACUUAGAGUACAGGUAAAUAAAUUGAAUAAUUUCUCUUCCUCCCCUUCAAUCCCUUAAAAUAAAAUUCAUAAUUUUUUUGUUUCAAAUAGAUUCACGCAAAUUGCCGAAUCCGACGUGUCUACUUUUCAGAUAGAUUGUAUUCGGAAGAUGAAUUACCAGCCGAAUUUAAAUUAUUCCUUCCCGUUAAUCAACCAAAGUCAUGAACAUUUAGACAAACAAAACAUUAAAUGAGCAAAAACAACCUCUAAAAAUAUUUUUUUCAAAUUUUUAUUUGUAAAUAAUAAUGGCCAUAAAAUAUUUUGUAUGAAUGAAAACUCUCUCUAUCACUGAAUGCGUUAAUUUGUAAUGUUUAUGUCUCUUACUGCUGUUAAAAUAUAUGAAUAUAUUUAUAUUAAUUAUAAUAUAUGUUAUAUAUUUCAUAUAUUAAUUCUUUCAAAAAAAAACACACACACAAAAGGUCAACCUUUUUAUUUAUUUUUACUUUAAUUCUUUGUUUGUUAUGAGAAUGGAAAGUGUACUUCUUUUUUUUUUUUUUCAAAAUUGUUCGUCUGCUAGAAAGAAAAAAUAACAACAAACAUGUGGCUAUUAAUUUAUUAUUAUUAUUAUUAUUACUGAUAUUAAUUACACUUAUAUGAAUAUGCAUGUCCUUAGGUUUAUAAACCGAAAAUGAU
Molecule: messenger RNA, 1223 nt
Organism: Dimorphilus gyrociliatus
Lineage: Eukaryota; Metazoa; Annelida; Polychaeta; Dinophilidae
Source: the annotation of a GenBank genome assembly